AUGGGCUCGGUGCGUCCGAGCAGUGGCAGAGGAAAGGGGCUGUGGGGGUGUGCGGAAGCAUCCCCUUGCUCCCGAAAGCACCCCCUGCCUCCACGCCCAUCUCAUCAACCCAACCUCUAUGCCAACUCCGGAUUCCAUCGUGCCCUUCUCAUCUUCGCCAAUGUCUGUUGCCACUCCAACGUCGUUGCUUGGAAGCCCGUCAUCGCCCACAUCUCCCGCUCCUGCCAGCUCCUUGACGCCCUCUCCCUCUUCCCCCAGCUCCACGCCUCCACCGCCUCCACCGCCCCCACUCCCACACCUUCUCCUCCAUCCUUCCCGCUUGCACCGACGCAGACCUCUUUGACAGCCAAGUCCACGCCCUCAAUCGGAUUUGGGAGAGUGGUGCAUGAUUUGGUGGUUAAGCUUGCAAUGGAGUCGUCUUUGGCCUAUGUGAGGAACUCACUCAUUGGCAUAUACUGUAAAUGUGGGUUCUUGGAAGAAGUUGCGAAGGUGUUCGAGAGAUGCUCCAACAGAGAUGUUGUGACUUGCAAUGUUAUGAUGAUGGGUUGGAUUAAAGCUUGCAACCGUAAUGAGCUUGUCAACCAGGGAUUCAAGUACUAUACUUGUAUGGUAGACUUGCUUGGACAAGCUGGUUGCUUGGAUGAAGCAAUGCAAGUCAUUGAUGCAAUGCCAAUACAUCCUGAUUCAUCUGUGUGGGGUUCUUUGCUUGCAGCUUGUAGGAAGUUUAGUAACUUGGAACUUAGUAGGAAAGUGGCACAAAAUCUCUUUAUGAUCGAACUCCAUAACUUUGGAAACUAUGUAUGCAUUGCAUGGAAUGUUGGAAGAAGCUAA
This is a messenger RNA of Zingiber officinale, 831 nucleotides long. Its product is annotated as pentatricopeptide repeat-containing protein At2g13600-like. The transcript has 3 exons. Bases 1 to 831 code for a protein of 276 amino acids. The record is from RefSeq and is a predicted model, not a curated record. Gene Ontology annotation, biological process: RNA modification. Lineage: Eukaryota; Viridiplantae; Streptophyta; Magnoliopsida; Zingiberales; Zingiberaceae. Gene Ontology annotation, molecular function: RNA binding; protein binding.